This is a messenger RNA of Hylaeus volcanicus, 3220 nucleotides long. It is a transcript of the gene Rab9, whose product is annotated as ras-related protein Rab-9A. The record is from RefSeq and is a predicted model, not a curated record. Gene Ontology annotation, biological process: retrograde transport, endosome to Golgi. Gene Ontology annotation, cellular component: lysosome; phagocytic vesicle; late endosome. The transcript is spliced from 3 exons. Gene Ontology annotation, molecular function: GTP binding; GTPase activity. Bases 738 to 1451 code for a protein of 237 amino acids. NCBI's taxonomy places the organism in Eukaryota, Metazoa, Arthropoda, Insecta, Hymenoptera, Colletidae.
UCAGGUAGCCAUGUUUCGUCUUGUAUGUCUAACAUCCAACAUGGGCGUUUCUUUCGUCGUCUGCAAAGUGUCAAAUACUUUGCACGGAACGAAAAUGUUCAGAGACAGUGAUAGAUUUUAGCCUUUCUGAAACAUCGGAAGAUCAUUUGUGUUAUUCGUCAUCACCAAAUGCAUUCGAGUGAAGACAGAACAUACAUCCGAUCGAGAAAAUUGCAAUUUUGCUCGGUGAUGGCUACAACUCAGUACCGAAGAGCAUCUUCUCCAGGGAUCUGACUUUGCUUGGAUUAAAAUCGAAGAAAACGAAGUACACGGUAUUCCUAAAUUUGUUAACUACAAGCUCGUCCGUCAAAAUAAUUUGUUCCUUAUUUAAAUCGAUAUUCAAGUCUCGACAUAAAAUGACAAGGUUAUGCUUCGCUGUGAAACGAACAUCACGAUGUUAAAAUAUUUUAAAGUGUGUGGUUCUUCCAAGUGUACAAAGAAUACGACGUACAGGAAUUUUUAGCGCAGAUAUUUCGAUGAUAUGAAAUGUGUAUAAUAUAAAAAAAAAGUGAAUUGUCUUGUUCAGUAUCCAAAUCAGCUGAUUCCUAGAUUGACAGGAAACGUCGAGUGCGAUCAACAUUCGAAGAGUGACGUAUUUAAUUAUUCUGUGAAGAAUAUCGAUAUAUGAAAAACGUAAAUAUAUACAGUACUUUUAAACGUACGAUUUCUUCGUAUUUUAAAAAGUGAACAAUUAAAAGAUGUCAGGAAACAGUUCCAGCACAGUAGGUACACCAAGAGGUGGCAACUUACAAAAUCGUAAUUCUCAGAGAAAGGCGCUUCUAAAAGUAGUGAUUCUGGGUGAUGGUGGUGUUGGCAAGUCUUGUCUUAUGAACAGAUUUGUGUCAAAUCAUUUUGACGAACAUAGUUUUCAUACUAUCGGAGUGGAAUUUUUAAAUAAAGGCAUCGAAAUCAAUGGAGAGGCAUAUACGCUGCAAAUAUGGGACACAGCUGGACAGGAAAGGUUCAAGACUCUUAGAACUCCAUUUUAUAGAGGCUCCGAUAUUUGUCUUUUGACUUAUGCAGUUGACGAUAGAACAAGCUUUAAAAAUUUAGCACUUUGGAGAUCUGAAUUUCUUUAUUAUGCUGAUGUUCAAGAGGGAUCCACAUUUCCCUUUAUUGUUGUUGGAAACAAAGUGGAUGUUCCAGAGCCUGAGAAACAAGUAUCUACAGAAGAAGCUCAAGCUUGGUGUGCAGAAAAUGGAGAUCCCCCUUUGGUAGAAACAUCUGCGAAAGAUGCAACAAAUGUUGAAGCAGCAUUCGCUGCAGCUGUUGCUGCUUGGGCACAACUUGAAGCUAGAUUAGAGCGUCCCUUUGUAGAAGAUACUGUUGAUCUUUCUAAGCAACAAUCUCCUCAUCGUUCGAGUUGUUGUAUGCCAAUGUCUGGUGCUGAAUCCGCAAUUACAGUAACGUAAUGAAAUGAGUGGUAAGGAGAUAAACUGGCAUACAUGGAAUGGAUCCAUCAAAUUUGUUUACACCUGAAAGAGUACACUAUGUUGCAAAUUGAACCGACUCUUACAAGCAAUGAAUAUUGUAUUUAGGACAUAUAAGGACAUUAUAUUAUAUAAGUAUAAGAAUUUUAUUCUUUUUUUCUUUGACCUACACUAUAUAGUUUUGUUUUUAACAAUUCGUUUAAUUCUUCAGACAUUAUUCGUAACCAUUGGCAAUUCGAUUACAAAAAGUGUAAAGUUUUUACAUACUUGAGAAUUAUAUUAACUUUAUAGAAAGAUAGUAAUGUUUAAUAUUACCAUUGCAGUAAUAAUCUUGCAUGUAACAUGCUUUUUCUUCUAGGUCUAACAAAAUAAUUUGAAGAGAUAUCUUGCCUGUCUGCAAUACAUUCUUCACAAUAAGGUGAAUUUUAAUGUUUCAACCAAUUUUUUGUUAGUACAUUAAUAUAGUUCCAUCUCUCGUGUUUAGACUUUAUUAGUAACUAAUAUGUUUUACGAUGCCAAUGAAUCUAAUGUCCAUGUUACUUUUACGAAUUCGAUUCGUUUAUUUUGAAUAGUUAAAAUUUUCUCCAGUGUUUUUGAAAUAUAUAAUUUAAAGUUACAAAAUCGCGUAAAAAAAAGGUACUAUUUUACGGUUGAUCUUUCCAGAACGCAACAGUAAAGUGUAAGGUCAAAUUGAACGUCCUACUCGUAACACGCUUUGUGCAACUUGUGAGCUACAGACAGUAUUUUAAGUGUUUCAUACACCAUUGGCUUGUGAUAAAAGAAUAAUAAUCAUCAAUUGCUUUAUAAAUAAGAAUUAGUAUAAAUUGUAAUUUAGUUUUGUAAUCUAAAUUUGCCUUAUCCUUGCAGCACAAACUAAGGGCAGUGGUGUAGUAUAUGUCUGAUUUUACAAUAUAUAUAUUUAUGUAUAUGAUAAAGUGCAAAAUACUCUGCUGCUCUUGGAAUGAUCUGCAGUAGGUGUUUAAAGAAUUUCCUACAAAAUUAAUAAUGUUAUAGAUAUAACAAAUAAAGCUUUUUGUACAAUCCUAUGUGUAUGUUAUGCAUUUCUAAAGCUAUGUAACUUACUUAAAAGCUACUUAACGCUUUAGUAAUGCUUUACAUAUUAAGUAUAAAGAGUAUGUAACAGAAUUGUAAUUUAAAUAUCCUUUCCAAUAACGAGGCUUGCAUUAAUUAUACAUGUGACAUGCAUGCUGGUGCUUUUUGUAUAGCUACAUGUGGGAUAUAUAAAUUUCUAGCAUCAUAUUGAAUAAUGUGUUGGUUCAAACGCGAACUGCAUAAAAAAUUUAAUCAUAUCAAGGUGAAACGCGUCACCGAGUGCAACACGUAGGUUCAGUCUGCAUUAACUCAGUAUGUUUUAUAUUGUUAAUCCUAUAUGACUUUCAUUAAUAAUUUUAUAAAAAUUACUUUUGUACAGUAUACAUUGCAUUUGUUAUAGUAUAUUUUAUGUAAUAUUAUUUGAUGUUUAUCAAAAUCGCAGCCACGAUUUUCAUAGUAUGUCUUAAAUAUUAAUGUGUAUCUACACUUUAUGAAUUUUAUAACGCUGGAAAUCGUCUUUACAAAAAAAAUAAAGGUAUUCUGUGCUUGUUUAAAAAUGAUAAAAUAUAUUAGUAAAAUGUCUUUGAUACCUCACUUUGAUUUUUAAUUACACAAGUGAAUUUGUAUUUAUAUUGUCUUAUAUUUUACAAAUAAUAAUAGUUUCUAGAUUACUUUUUAAUAAUACAAUUGUUAAUAUU